Messenger RNA from Hemiscyllium ocellatum (epaulette shark), 2016 nucleotides. RefSeq names its product muscarinic acetylcholine receptor M2-like. NCBI's taxonomy places the organism in Eukaryota, Metazoa, Chordata, Chondrichthyes, Orectolobiformes, Hemiscylliidae. The record is from RefSeq and is a predicted model, not a curated record. The transcript has 3 exons. Bases 1 to 2016 code for a protein of 671 amino acids. Gene Ontology annotation, molecular function: G protein-coupled acetylcholine receptor activity; G protein-coupled serotonin receptor activity. Gene Ontology annotation, biological process: chemical synaptic transmission; regulation of smooth muscle contraction; adenylate cyclase-inhibiting G protein-coupled acetylcholine receptor signaling pathway. Gene Ontology annotation, cellular component: synapse; plasma membrane; dendrite.
AUGCUGAAAUGGCUACUCUACCCAGGAGAGGCUCCAUCACUGGAAGAGGAGACUAUAGCCUCUGAGCUGGAACCAGGGACAGUCGCAUCAGAACCAGCAGGCCGAGUCCGAAGACCCUGCGAAGUACCUGCGGUAUCGGACAGCUGGGCAUGUACCCAUGUCCCAGGAGGAAUCCCCACAACCUCCCUCACUGCUCGCAUGCCAGUAAUCAAUCUGAUCCAAUCGAAAAUAGCCCCCAUCAGACCAAUUGCCAUGGGACCAUCCGUACUGAUUGGAGGUGAAAGGGAUAACAUAUCAGCUGUCACUAGUCUCCUUCCAGAUGGUGUCAGCCGGCGAGCCCGGGUGAUUGAAGCGGUCUCCUACCUUACUCUUGCAUCGAACAUGUUUACCAUGGUGCUUUACAAUAGCCUUCGAGGGGGCAAAAGGAUGGGGUCCAGCCUGCACAGUGGAACAGGAUUGACCUGUCCUACUUCAGUCAGUCCAGUAGAUACUCGCAAACCCAAAGCCCCAACCCAGAAUUGCAAACAAGUAUCUGUAAACAAAGAAACAAAACAACCAAAACACACAAAGGCAAACGACUUAAAAGUACAAAUAGCAGCGCACAACCACUGCUCAAGGUCCUUACAGACCAUCUUCCGUCUUGUCCCGGGGGAUCAGCAGCAAGCUCAUAGUUCCUACAAAAUAGUAGAAGUGGUCUUCAUUGUUAUUGCAGCAGGAUCUUUAAGUUUGACAACCAUUAUUGGAAACAUUCUGGUCAUAGUGUCCAUCAAAGUAAAUAGACAUUUGCAAACUAUUAAUAAUUACUUCAUUUUCAGCUUAGCCUGUGCCGAUUUGAUUAUUGGUGCAGUCUCUAUGAAUUUUUACACCAUUUACAUUGUGUAUGGAAACUGGCCACUGGGUUCAAUAGCAUGUGAUUUCUGGCUUGCUACAGAUUAUGUUGUCAGUUAUGCCUCUUUCAUGAAUCUCCUUAUGAUCUGUCUUGACCGCUAUUUAUGCGUUGCAAAGCCUGUUAGCUACCCUUUGAAGCAAAGACCUAAGGUGGCCCUGAUGAUGAUUGCAGCCGCUUGGGUGUUGCCGCUUAUCAUGUGGGCACCGUCCAUUAUCUUCUGGCAGUACCUCGUCGGGGAGCGGACAGUUAAUGAAGGUGACUGUUACGUACAAUUCUUUUCAAAUCCUGCUGUCACUCUUAGUAUUGGUAUAGCUUCUUUUUAUCUCCCUGGUUUGAUCAUAGCGAUUUUGUACGCAUUCAUAUCUCGUGCAAGCAAAAGUCGAAUAAAUCCGGUUAAAACCAUGUCUGAAAAAAGUAAAUCCACGGUUUCUUCUAGUCCAGUGAAAGAUAAAAUAACACAAGCAAAUAAUACCAGACGUCCAACAAUUCCUGACGUAUUUCUGCAUGACCAAAUCCAAACUCGAAAAAUAACCGAUCAAAUGAUAACUGAUAACCAUUCACAACGUCAUCAUUAUGAGCUCACUAGCGAUUCAACUUAUCUCAGCGCAUUGCCUGCUAACGAGAAUCAGGAAGAGGCAAUCCAAGGCAAUACAAACUAUUACAUGGCACAAAACUAUUUGAGGAUUGACAACUCCGAUUUCUUCUCAACUAAGAUAGCUAGUAAAUCUGAAGAAGAGGUCGACUGUGGCAACACAUUAGGAAUACUCCCAAGUAUCAACAGGAAGAAAAGGAACAGCCGAAUGAUAAGAACAGACAAUAAUUUAAAUACCCCAAGAAGGAUUACAACGAAGAAAGUAACUAAAUCCCGAGAGAUUAAGGUCAUGACAACCAUUAUAGUUAUCGUCCUCGCAUUUAUCAUUACUGGAACACCAUACAAUAUCAUGAUGCUGUUAAGCACGUUCUGUUCAGUUUGUGUCCCUGAUACAAUGUGGACGAUUGGAUAUUGGCUUUGUUACAUCAACAGUACCAUCAACCCAGCCUGCUACGCUCUAUGCAAUGCCACCUUCAAGAAAACAUUCAAAAAUAUUCUCUCAUGCAAGUACAAAAAUAUUGGUACAACAAGGUAA